AUGUCCUAUUUUCAGAAUCAAAUCAACUCCUUUAACAGUAACGUCAUUUCCGCGGCAAGUCGCCUUCCGCAAGAACGACGGGCAGUUGGCAAUGCCGCCUCAGCGGCAGUCCCUCCCGCUCAAGCUUUUGCUUCAUCUAACGCAGCACCGGCGGCGACAAACGGCAAACGUCAAGAUGGCGACAUCGUGUACUCCCAACCCGCAAACACGGGUACGGGGAAAGACAUCAUGACACAAGUCAUAUUCGCCAUCGAGCACAUGAAGAACAAAGAUGUUCCGCUGAAGUUCUCAGAUAUUCAAUCCUACUUGUCUUUACACCGCCAAGGACAUGAUCAGGCUUAUAUUCAUGCCUUGAGACGGAUUUUACAGUCGCAUGACAAAGUUGAAUAUGAUCCGCAGGGUGCUGGGAGUGAAGGGACCUUUCGUUUUCGGCCUCCGCAUAACAUUCGAUCGGCAGAACAACUUCUUCAAAAGCUCCAGUCGCAACCUACCGCCCAAGGAAUGAGUGUGCGAGAGCUGCGCGAGGGUUGGCCCAAUAUUGUCGAAUCGAUAAACAAACUGGAGAAGGAAGGGAAGCUGCUGGUUACUAGGAAUAAGAAGGACGACCAUCCAAGGAUGGUUUGGGCAAAUGACCCGUCUCUGGUCCACCCAUUCGACACCGAGUUUCGGCAGAUUUGGGAAAAGGUCAAGAUUCCGGAUCAGCAAACUGUUGCCGAUGAGCUUGAGAAGGCUGGGAUUACGCCUACAAGCAAACAUAAGGCCGUGAAGCAACGGCCGAAGGUUGAGCAGAAGAAGGUAAAGAAGCCACGGAGAAGCGGCAAGACUACCAACACGCAUAUGGCUGGCAUUCUGCGGGACUAUUCUCACUUGAAAAGGUGA
Messenger RNA from Uncinocarpus reesii 1704, 879 nucleotides. RefSeq lists its product as uncharacterized. NCBI's taxonomy places the organism in Eukaryota, Fungi, Ascomycota, Eurotiomycetes, Onygenales, Onygenaceae. Gene Ontology annotation, cellular component: transcription factor TFIIE complex. Bases 1 to 879 code for a protein of 292 amino acids. The record is from RefSeq and is a predicted model, not a curated record. The transcript has a single exon. Gene Ontology annotation, biological process: transcription initiation at RNA polymerase II promoter.